GCCAGGCUGGGUUCCCAUGCUGCUCUGCCAUUCCUCCCAGGAGCCCAUCACCUCCUCCAGAACACUCCUCUGGACUUCUGCAGUUCUGAGGGGAUCUCUGCUGCUCUGGGUGCUGCUGUGUGCUCUGCUCUCAGCAGGCCAUAUCCUCUCCAGACCUGGUGCAGUCUCUGAAUAUAAACCCCCCUUUGUUGGGCAGAGGUUGACUUGACUGAGCCGCAUGAUCAGUCAGGUGACAAAAUUGGGCACAAAAGCGAAGCAGAAUGAGCAGCUGGCUGAGGGCAUUAGCUGCUGAUCUUGCCUCUUGACAGGCUGUGCUACUCCUCAGGGAAAAAUGAGUGCCUGGCCCUGUCUUCUGCUGUGGAGCUUAACCGUGGUGUGUUUCACAGGUAUUGCUGUAGGCCAGACAACCAGCACCAUUUCAUCAACCCCAGCAUCUCCCAGUGCAAGCAGCACUGAGGUUCCCAUUGCAUCAACCCCAGCAUCUUCAAGUACAGCGAGCACUGAGGUUCCCAUUACAUCAACCCCAACAUCUUCAAGUACAGCGAGCACUGAGGUUCCCAUUACAUCAGCUCCAGCAUCUUCAAGUACAACGAGCACUGAGGUUCCCAUUUCAUCAGCUCCAGCAUCUUCAAGUACAACCAUAGCUGAGGUCCCAGUUACAUCAACUCCCAGUGCAACCACUGCUGCAGCCUCUGCUCCCCCAGCUGCUCCUGCAACACUCUCAGCGGGACUGACACCAGCCACUGCAAGCCCUGCUGCAUCCACAGCAGCUCCAUCUGCUGAUCCAAGCACGAAAACCCCUGCCCAGACUCUGCCCAGCACCACGGGGACUGUCCCCACCUCUCCAGCACCUUCAGCACUGACGGGCAGCUCCAGCAGUGCCCCAGCGUCCCCUCCAGGGGAGACCACGUCCCCUGGGCUCCCAUCAGCAUCCCCCAGCACCCCACAGCCCUCCAACUGCAGCACAGUGAAUGUGACAGCCUGUGCCCUCUGCCCCCCAGGGACAGUCCCCACCCAAGGCACAGUGAGCUGCUGGUGCUGCGGGGGGGGCUCGUGCAGUGACCCCAGUGCCUGCAGCCCCUGCCCACCUGGCCACUACCAGCCCCAAAGUGGGCAACCAUCCUGCCUGCCCUGCCCACAGGGCUACUACAGCAGCUUCCCAAGGAGCACCGAGUGUCUUCCCUGCCCACCAGGACAUUUUGCUAAUGAGUCUGGGGCUGCAGUCUGCAGAGCCUGUGAGCGAGGCUAUUUUAGCUCCAAGCAAAAUGCAGCUUUUUGUUUGCCUUGCCAGCCAGGAUCAUUUUGCAACACCAGCAGCUGCUCGGCCUGUGAGUCCUGUCCCGGGGGGCAGGAGGCUCCUCGGGCGGCAUCGGAGGGGUGCGAGUCCUGCCCGCCAGGUACGUUCAAAGGUCCCAGUGACAGCAGAUGCAAGGCCUGCAGGACAGGAGAGUACCAAUUACAGCGGGGCAAGGAGAGCUGUGACCUGUGCCCAGAGAGCCACUACUGCCCUAGCCCAGAUGUGAGCCCAGUCAGGUGUCCUCCUGAUGCCUUCUGCCCCAGGGGCAGCGUGGAGCCCUCCUACUGCAUGGAGCUGUUCCUGUACAAGGCAGGGGACUCCUGCCAGCUGACCCCUGCCACCAUCAUUGUCCUGGCCACCUUCUCAGCAGGUGGAAUCCUUGUUUUGUUUCUAAUAAUUCUGAGAAGGAGGCAAGAGCAUGGCAAGCAAUCCCUGAAGUGGCUGUUGCUGCCGGGGGGCUCAGGAGGACACAGCACGUACGGGGGCACGGAGCACACAGAGCCAGUCUAUGCUGGCUGGUAGCACAGCCAGGGCCAGCAGCCCCCUGAUCCUGGUGUGAGCCAACCCCAGAUGUGCUUCUGGGCAAGGUGUUUAACCACGAGCAACCUGUUUCUGUAUGGCUAAAAUCGGUGCUGGGAAAUAAAACUCAGUUUUGGAGUUGUGGAUAUUUCUGCAAAUCAACCCAGCUCCCUGCUCUGCUGCACUGGGCUGAUGGGAAAAGUCUUCCCCUUCCAAUUCCUGGCUUUGUUCACAGGUAAAUACUUUUUUCCUAUUUUCAGGGGGGAAAAACCCCCAAACUGCAAUCAAUUAUAUCUGUUUCUCCAUUUUAAUAGUCAGCUCAACAGAGUGAAGACUGCCUGCUCCAGUUCUUGAGGUCCCUUUGAUAAAACCCUCACUUCACCCAAGCACAAACUAACAUGAAUAUGCCUCCAAGUAAUAUGCAAUUUUUAAUUUUGUUCCAUGUUCUCAAGUUUUAGCACCACGAGUCAAGGGAAGGGAUCCUAAAGCUCUCCCUUUCAGCUGUGGACAAACAUGUGCAGCUAAAGUGAUGGUUGAUUCCCGGACAAAAAUGUCCCUUUUGUUUUGUGCUGUCAGGUGGUGCUUGAGUGGAGCUACGAAGGAGCAGCAUGGUGCAGGCACAGAUGUCUUGGCACCUUUCUGCAUGCUGAGGGGGGUCUGUAGGAGACCCACUGCCUAAACACCUGGGCAAAGUCCUAUCCCUGAUCCUGGACACUCCAUUCAUGCCCCAUCCAGGAGAGCAGCACACGUGCUUUGUACCUGUUUGCUGUGGCAGUCCAAGCCUUGUUCUGUGCACCCAGCCCAGAUUAACCACCUGGUUAAACUGAUGUGAUUUGUGUUUUCCAGAGAUGAUUUCUGUUUGUAGCUGCUUGACUCCUGUUCUUUGCUCUAUUUGCUCCCCUAUGAUGUUUUUCUCUGGGCAAUGCUUAGCCAUACAAAAAUGCUCAUCACCUGUACUGGAGCCAGUGUCACCAGCUCCAUGAAACCAGUACCUGUGGCCUCUUAACCCUCCCACCUUAUUUUCCUUGUCCUCCUACAGUGACAUUCCCACACAGGUGCUGUGUAAACCCAGCCCAGCCUGCUGUGACCCUUUGUGUCAGUGCUGUGCUUCACCAGCUCUUGAUGGCAGUAAAAACAGUAUUUCUAUCAAAAGAGCCACGAUUUGUAAUGGCUCUGCAUAGAGGUGGUAGCUGGUGUUCUUCUCACUUAAUCUUGAGAUGGCUGAAGCAGCCCAGCUGAGGGGGGUUAAGUUGUUCCUGCCCUCACCUGCUCAUUCUCCUCUCCCCAGGGAAGUGUUUAAAGUGUUUAAAAGAAUUUAUAAAAUAUAUCAGCUCUGUCAGGUGAGUGACUGGGUGGAAGAGUGAGUGGUACAUCAGCCAUUGUGGGCAGACAGGCUGCCUGGAAGUACCAAGGCCAGGGUGGAUGGGGCUUGGAGCAGCCUGGUCUGGGUAGAGGUGCCCCUGUCCAUGGAGGGGGUUGGAAGUGCAUGGUCUUUAAGAUCCCCUCCAUCCCUGUGUGAUUCCAAUCUGGAUCAGCAGCAGCAGGGAUGGUACUUACACCCCUCCCCACUGCCCAGCACGGGCACAGCUCACUGCAGUCUCUCCCACUGCUCCAGGAGAGAUGUGGAGCUUCUCUCUGGCACAAGGAUGUGGUUUUCCCCAGAGCAGCAGUGACACAAUCCUGAUGCACAGCACCAGGUGACCUCAGAACUAUCAGCCACCAGCAUCAAAGCAGAUCUUUGAAAUGCUUUUUUAAAAAAAUGUAGCUGCUGUCACAUGUGGGAGACUCCACACGUGAAGCCAAACAGAACAAAAAAACCCAAAACUGUCUGAAAAAGCCAAACAGUCAAAUUCAGACCUGACCAAGCACGACCAGCAUUUGUGACAGCAAAAGGACCCUGAGGGAGUGGUGCUGGCUGGGCUGGGUAGCUCCAGCUCAGCAUCACAAAAGUCUGUAAAAUUAUGAGGAACAGAGAGAAAGCACUGGAAAAACUGGGCUGCAAGAAAUGUCAGCAUUUCUGUGAUAAGCAACAGUGUGAAAACAAGCCCCAGCACAAUCAUUAUCACCUCAGUGGAAGCAUAAAACAGCAUUUCCAGGGGUCUCUUAGGAAGACCUGGAGUGUAAGUUUUCCCUAUGAGAGAACAAAGCCCUGUUCCCUCACUGUCAAACCAUGCUUGCUUAGUGUGUAUCAAUUUCACUUUUUUCUUUAAAGAAAACAAAAAAGGUGUCAAAGUAAGUAUAUAGAGCUGUUUUACAAAAGAGACUUAGCAACUUCUUAAAUAACUAGGAAUGAAAGUCAACAUUUAAUAAGACAUUGAAGUUUCUCAAGCAGUCAGACAUGGAAUAAUGAGACUCAACAAUGUGGAAAAAUCCCAUUAAUACGUCUUUCAAGAUAUUUUGCUUUUCCAAGUAAUUCAAAUAAAAAACCUCCUAAAACCUGACCAUGAACACAAAGCUAUUGAAUAAAACAGACAUUUACUCUGAUUAUUUUUCCUAGGUUGUAUGAAAAUUUUUAUAACAUACUCAACUGAAAAUUGUUUCCAUGCUUGCUUAUGUGAUAAAAGAACAACAAAUUCUGAAAUUGGCUGUCACGUGUCAGCUUUUUGCUAGAAAAGGAAAGACAUUUUGCUACUUCGAUGGGCAAGACACAAAGAACAUCAUUUAAGGCCACAUAAUAUGCCACAGUUAAUGUUGUUUAGAUUAAUUUAUAACAGAAAAUCCUUCAAGUUGCUGAAUGCUGAAAAGUAUUGAGUUGCAUCAGGAGAAAGCUCAAGUCUUAAGGAUUGUUUUACCUUGUAUUUGAACAGUGGGAGAAAGAAAACAGUGUGUUUUAAAAAGAAGACAAAAGAAAACUCCAGCCUGUUUCCCAGGCUGCAGAGCAAGGUACAGAAGCCUUCAUUACAAUGCACCUAAACCCCCCCUGUCCUGGUACAGACACCAAAAUUCUCCCAGAUCACCACCUGAGUGCCUGAGCUGAGCUCACAGGUUACAUGAAGGGACAAUAUGCUCCACAUUCCUCCUCAACAUCAGUCUGCAGCAGCAGGAAUGAAUUCCCAGGAACUCCUGGUCUGCAUUUCAGUGAUGCACAGCUCCAGAGGGUUGAGCAGGAAAGAAAGAGCAGGGAGAGGUAGAAGGAAGCAGAAGGUGAAACAGCCCCUGGCUCAGGUCUGUGUGUGUGAACAGAGUCUCUGUCCCCACAGACAGACACAGGGAUGCUGUCCUGCACCUGCUGUGCUGGGUGUGCUGGUGAGCCCCCUGAGAGGCUGUGGCUCCAUGCCCAAGCCCAGGGCUGCUGCUCCUGCAGCACUGCCAGUAACAACAGGGGCUUCUGCAGGUGGGGAUCUGCCUCUUAGCACCUGGGGCAUCGCUGUUCCAGACUGACAGGGAUGUUACACCUACACAUGAAGAGGAAAAAGCAACAAAACAACUAAAAAAAAAAAUUAACAAAUUAUGAAAGCAAUGGAAUGUAAA
Molecule: messenger RNA, 5287 nt
Organism: Ficedula albicollis (Collared flycatcher)
Lineage: Eukaryota; Metazoa; Chordata; Aves; Passeriformes; Muscicapidae
Product: flocculation protein FLO11-like
Exons: 9
Coding region: 332-1819 (495 amino acids)
Molecular function (GO): protein binding
Source: RefSeq, a predicted model, not a curated record